Olea europaea var. sylvestris is the source of this 2013-nucleotide messenger RNA. RefSeq names its product homeobox protein knotted-1-like 3. Gene Ontology annotation, cellular component: nucleus. Gene Ontology annotation, biological process: regulation of DNA-templated transcription. The transcript is spliced from 7 exons. NCBI's taxonomy places the organism in Eukaryota, Viridiplantae, Streptophyta, Magnoliopsida, Lamiales, Oleaceae. Gene Ontology annotation, molecular function: DNA binding. The record is from RefSeq and is a predicted model, not a curated record. Bases 239 to 1546 code for a protein of 435 amino acids.
CCGUUUUCACCUUCCUCUUUCACCCCUUCUAACACCCCACGCGCAAUAUAUACAUACGCAUACGUGUAGAGUAGAGAUAUAGUAAUACGCUCAAGUUUCUCUCUCUUGUUUCCUUUGUAUAUAAGCACCUCCCACUCGCACCAGAGUGAGAGAGCAGGUGGCUACUUCACAAUUUUCUCUCUCAUCAUCCUGUCGUUGACGUUCAUUUUUCACGCACAAAAAUCGCAUAUCUAUAUAUAUGAUAUUAAUGGCGUUUCCAAAUCAUUUGUCACAAGAAAUGGCUUUACAGCAUUAUUCAGACCAACAUAUAACGCAGAAUUCAUCGGUGCUAAGGAAUAUACUCCCCGAGCAGCUGGGAGAUCAUUCUCCGACGGAAGAAAAGCCGCCGGAGCACAACCACCCACGCCCACCGCCUACUUGGCUAAACAGGGCAAUUCUCCGGCAGCAGGGUCAGUUCUCGUCCUCUGGAGAAGGAAAUUUUCUCAACCUGCAAACUAACUCAGACUCCCCGUCGGCCGCUGCAGUGGCGUUGCAGGUGCCAAACAAUCAGUGGCUUUCGCGGUCGAUUUUGCAGCGGAAUAUCAGUGAUGUGAGGGAUGAUAUUCAGGUGUCCAAUGCUUCGAUGAUCGCUGCCGCAAUUUCUCAUGAAUCCGCCGAUGUAAACAAUAACAACAACCAUAGCGCGAAUGAUAACAAUGACCUAACGGAGAGUGGAGGUGGCGCCGCAGGUGACAGAGCGGUGAAUUGGCAUAAUGCGAGGUACAAAGCAGAAAUCUUAUCGCACCCAUUAUACGAGCAGUUGUUAUCGGCACAUGUGGCAUGCUUGCGCAUCGCCACACCGGUGGAUCAGCUACCAAGGAUUGAUGCGCAGCUCGCACAGUCACAGCAAAUUGUGGCUAAAUACUCCUCCCUUGGACAUGGAAAUCUUGGUGUUGAUAAAGAGCUUGAUCAGUUUAUGACACAUUAUGUCUUGCUUCUAUGUUCAUUCAAAGAGCAACUACAGCAGCAUGUGCGCGUUCAUGCAAUGGAAGCCGUUAUGGCUUGCUGGGAGAUUGAACAAUCAUUACAAAGUUUAACAGGAGUUUCGCCAGGAGAUGGGACAGGUGCCACGAUGUCGGAUGAUGAUGAUGACCAGGUAGAAAGCGAUGCAAACUUGUUUGAUGCAAGUUUUGAUGGUCCUGAUAGUAUGGGAUUUGGUCCGCUGGUACCGACAGAGAGCGAAAGAUCAUUGAUGGAGCGUGUCAGGCAAGAGCUAAAGCACGAGUUAAAACAGGGUUACAAGGAAAAGAUUGUGGACAUUAGAGAGGAAAUUUUACGCAAGAGAAGGGCAGGAAAACUCCCCGGGGAUACAACCUCAGUGUUAAAAGCUUGGUGGCUAUCACAUUCCAAGUGGCCAUACCCAACAGAAGAAGAUAAGGCAAGAUUGGUACAGGAAACGGGAUUGCAAUUGAAGCAGAUAAACAACUGGUUCAUUAAUCAAAGGAAGCGAAACUGGCACAGUAAUCCUUCUUCUUCUACAACCAUCAAAGGAAAACGCAAAAGGUGAAAACAGUAUUGACUGAUUCAGGUAAAGGAGUGGUGUAAUCAAGAAAACGAUCUUCCAGAGCAACCGAUGUUCAUGCUUCUGCUUCAGUUACUAAACACCGGUGACAUACUACAAUAUUGAGAUCUCUCCGUAAGAAAAAAAUCAACUAUCUAGUUAACGAAGACUGUGUUAGCAUUGAUAUGAAAGCAAUGUUGAAGGAUAUAGGAAAAAAACACGCAGCAUUAGAUGUUAUUUCAUUAGGGAGUUAAGUUUAUAUAUACACGACGACAAUUGGGUUAACUGCUCGCAAUGUCUUGGUGAUGUCGUUCGAUUUUUAUUGCUGUUUCCAUCUUUUUGUAUGCUAAAGGAAUAUUACUGUGGUGUACAGUUCAAUAAUCUUUGUCAUGGUGCUACACGAAUGAUAUAGCUAUUUCGGGUUUUUGUAGCAGCGUAGUGGAUUUAUAUAAAGUAGCUAUAAUUUUGUCCUC